This is a messenger RNA of Daucus carota subsp. sativus, 1554 nucleotides long. RefSeq names its product GDSL esterase/lipase APG. The record is from RefSeq and is a predicted model, not a curated record. The coding region runs from base 286 to 1347 and encodes 353 amino acids. Lineage: Eukaryota; Viridiplantae; Streptophyta; Magnoliopsida; Apiales; Apiaceae. Gene Ontology annotation, cellular component: apoplast. The transcript has 5 exons. Gene Ontology annotation, molecular function: hydrolase activity, acting on ester bonds.
UGAUGAACAUUGAUUUUGUUUUCCAACCAACACACUUUAUAUACUGGAUACACGCACUACUAAUUCAUCCUAUCCUGCAUCUUUAUAUAUGCUACACUACCUCAUUAGUAGUACGCGUCAACAACCUGCAAUCAUGCAUGCAUUAAUUUGCAGCUAGCUAUUGAACCAGAUUUUAGCUAUUGAUAACCACUUAUGAUCAACUAUCUCUGUCACCUUUACAGUAAGCCACUCUACUUAAGUCAAUUGAAUUCAUAAAUUAACCUUGUUACAAAUAAGAUUAGAAAAAUGGGGAAGCUUCUUUUCUUGAUCAUAAUUUCUGUAUGUGCUGUUGUGAAUGCCCAAAAUUCAACUUCAACCACGCUUGUACCAGCAAUCAUAACCUUUGGCGACUCGACUGUAGAUGUGGGAAACAAUGACUAUCUUCCUUUUACUAUCUUCAAGGCUAACUAUCCACCUUACGGCAGGGAUUUCAAGAAACACAAAGCUACGGGGAGGUUCUGCAAUGGCAAAUUAGCCACUGAUAUUACUGCUGAUACUCUUGGAUUUACAACUUACCCGCCAGCAUAUCUAAGCCCGCAAGCAUCCGGGAAGAAUCUUCUGAUCGGUGCCAACUUUGCUUCAGCGGCAUCUGGCUAUGAUGAAAAAACAGCUCUCUUGAAUCAUGCUAUAUCAUUGUCACAACAGUUGCAGUACUACAAAGAAUAUCAAGCUAAACUAGCAGCCGUAGCAGGAAGUAAGAAAGCAGCAUCCAUACUCAAGGAAGCAUUAUAUCUAGCAAGCUUUGGAAGUAGUGAUUUCCUUCAGAACUAUUACAUUAAUCCCUUGAUCAACAAAAUCUACACUCCUGAUCAAUACGCUUCUAAUCUCGUCCUUUCAUAUAAAAGCUUCAUAAGGGAUUUGCAUGGGUUGGGAGCGAGGAGAAUUGGGGUGACUUCUCUGCCACCGCUUGGAUGUCUACCCUUAGCUAGAACUCUGUUCGGAUUCCAUGAAAAAGGGUGUGUAUCUAAGAUUAAUACCGUUUCAAAGGAUUUCAACAAGAAGAUAAAGUCAGCUACGUCGCAACUCCAGAAGCAGUUUCCUGACCUCAAAGUUGCAGUCUUUGACAUUUUUAAACCCCUCUAUGAUGUUAUUUCUUCUCCAUCAAAAAAUGGUUUUCUGGUGGCAAACAGGGGUUGUUGUGGAAUAGGGAAAGUGGAGACUACUAUACUCUUGUGUAAUCCCAAGUCAAUAGGAACUUGUAAGAAUGCGACUCAGUAUGUGUUCUGGGACAGUGUACAUCCUUCUGAGGCUGCCAAUCAGAUUCUUGCCGAUUCAUUGAUUAUCGAAGGCAUCAACCUAAUUGGAUGAUUUAUUCAUCACAUGAACCUAUCUACCCCAUUUGUACAAUAUACAUACUAGUACGUGCCAAAGCUGCUGUUACCUCUCUGCAUGUGUACUUUCUGGUGAGACAGUAUGCAGUUAAGGCAAAUGAUUGUCAUGUAUUGCUUGCUAAAUCCCUUUCCUAAUUAAUAAAAGCGAUUUCACAAAGAGUUUUUAAAGAAUUUAUUUUCUUGC